Molecule: messenger RNA, 737 nt
Organism: Clarias gariepinus (North African catfish)
Lineage: Eukaryota; Metazoa; Chordata; Actinopteri; Siluriformes; Clariidae
Gene: tmsb4x
Product: thymosin beta 4 X-linked
Exons: 3
Coding region: 121-255 (44 amino acids)
Biological process (GO): regulation of cell migration; actin filament organization
Cellular component (GO): cytoplasm
Molecular function (GO): actin monomer binding
Source: RefSeq, a predicted model, not a curated record
AGCGCCGUGACGUCAUUGGCACGGGGCGUAUAAAAGGCAGAGCCCGCGCGCUCGGCGUCACAGCGCCUUGUGUUCCUCACAUCUGUCUCUCUGAUCUCAGCUCCGAAAUCAACCACAAACAUGUCAGACAAACCUGAUCUGGGGGAAGUGGAAAAAUUUGACAAGUCCAAGCUGAAGAAGACGGAGACGCAGGAGAAAAAUCCUCUGCCGUCUGCAGAGACUAUUGAACAGGAAAAGCAGGCAAGCUCGUCAUGAAACUUCCUCUCGAGACUCCACUAUGCACUGCACUGCCUUCAUCUUUUCACCUUAUCUUUUUCUUAAAAAAAAAAAAGUUUAAUUUGUUAAAACAAAACCAACCCUAAGAUGCGUUCUGAUUGGACGAAACAAAACCACCAUCCAAUGGCCCGUACCUCCAUUUCAUUUUUGUUUGGUUAUUUGAAAUGAACGAAAACGCACCACUGCGAAGAACGAUGGACGUGGGAGGUCAUGAAGAGGAGGAAGAGGAGGCGGAGCUUCAGCCUCAGGGCGGGGCCGAGGGUUUGAUUGACAGCUUCCUGGGACGUUUACUAUCCAGACCUGGGCUGAUUGGUGUCAGAUGUUGAAAAUCAUGCAGUGUUUUUUAUUUUUUUUUCUCCUUAAAAUUUAAUGUUUAAGAUUAUUUUGUAAUCUAAAGUUCAAACCUUGGAAUGCACAAUAUUUUGUUUAUGCAAAUAAAAAAGAAAAGAAAAACCUGUUAA